UAAACCUACAAACUCAUUCUCACAUCUGGGAUUACACUGAAUCUGCAUACUCUGAAUAAGGUCCCCACCAAGCUGAAGCCAUGAGGAUCCAUAACCUCACCCAGCUUUCCUUCCUCCUUCUGGCUGCUCAGGUGUUCUUGGUGGAGGGCCAAAAGGAAUUAGUGAAAUGGCAGAGCAGCAUUGCAACCAAGGAUCAAUGGAUCCCUCUGGGCAAGCCCCAAACUGUGCAGAGAAGGCAGCAAGAAAAACACGUGGUCAGUGGCAUAAUUGUUACCCGAGACCGGGCCACAUGCUAUUUGAAUGUGACUGAUCAUAAGGAGGGCACCACCCUAAAGGUGGAGUGCACCCGAUUUGACCACAAGUUUUCCUGUGUCUUUGCUGGCAAUCCAAAGUCCUGCAUAUCAUGUUUUAGAAGUGAUAUAAUCUACUGGAGGCAAAUUGCCCAGAACUUGCAUUGGAAAAACAACAUCUGUGAGGACUCCAAGAUGGUCCUGAGGACCAGAGUGUGUGGAUGGAGGUUUCCAGAAUCCAAUCUGAAGCUGGUGUACUCCUCUCUGAUCCGUGAUCCCAACCAUGCUAAUAUGGAAUUCAACCCCUGGUGUCCUAGCUUUGUCAAAGGAGACUCCGAUCAAAGUUCCAAGGAUGUCAAACACUACUAUCCUAAGCAACAGAGCCAAACCAUACCUCCUGUCCCUACCAAGGAGAUCCAACUCCCAGAGACCACUCCCACAAUGCCCAUUGUGAAUGAAGAGACUACCACUGAGCAUCUGGUUGUGGAAAAAAACACCACUACACAGCACACCACGAUUAAAGAGAUGACCCCAGAACAGACCACUCCCAUGGAGCAGUUGGUUAUGGAAGAAAUUACCACUACACAGCAGACCAUGAUUAGAGAGACCACCCUGGAACAGACCACACCCACAGAGCAGUUGGUUAUGGAAGAGACCACCACAACACAGCAGACCACAGCCACAGAGACCACCCCAGAACAAACCACACCCACACAAUCCUUCUACACCAAAGAAGUUACCACCAACAUUCCAGUGGAGAUAUAAACCACAAUGACCACCAAACCUAAUCGUAAGGAUGACUCUAGCAUCAAAAUUAAGCAGAAGACAACUCAGGACACCCACCAGAAUAUAGACCAGAAGACAUUC
Molecule: messenger RNA, 1157 nt
Organism: Neogale vison (American mink)
Lineage: Eukaryota; Metazoa; Chordata; Mammalia; Carnivora; Mustelidae
Product: fibroblast growth factor-binding protein 1-like
Exons: 2
Coding region: 81-1055 (324 amino acids)
Biological process (GO): cell-cell signaling
Molecular function (GO): growth factor binding
Source: RefSeq, a predicted model, not a curated record